Messenger RNA from Dicentrarchus labrax (European seabass), 7340 nucleotides. RefSeq names its product AP2-associated protein kinase 1. Gene Ontology annotation, molecular function: ATP binding; protein kinase activity. Bases 942 to 3722 code for a protein of 926 amino acids. The record is from RefSeq and is a predicted model, not a curated record. NCBI's taxonomy places the organism in Eukaryota, Metazoa, Chordata, Actinopteri, Moronidae. The transcript has 20 exons. Gene Ontology annotation, biological process: protein phosphorylation.
ACUCCAAUACCCACAAUCCCGUGCGCGCGUCAACAGCAACAGCUAGGAUGUUGCGAUAUCGCUGGCAGCCAAAGAUUGCUGUGGUUGCAGAGAUUAGGCUGCUGGGUUGAAACCUCUGCCUAAUGUUUUGGUAGAUGUCAAAUACCGUGCUUUGUCAUUUCCAGUCGCAGCUAGCGGACUCUGUAGCUUCCUGUCGACUCUGCGUCUGUUUGUGUUGAUGAGAGGCUUCAUCGCGCUAACGCGUUAGCUUUAGUGAAAUCAUAGUUUUAUCGCAAAUGGGAGCAAUUAAAUAGCUAGACGGGGCAGCUAUGUGCCACCAAACCGUGUGCUUCACUUGACUGAGGAUGGAAAGAUAUUUUCGGGCAACGCUAUCACACAAGUUACACGUCGGACACAUCGCUCUCGGAGACAUUAUCUUCAGAGGAUAACCUGGAUAACCUUACACGAAAUGUCAUAGCGCGUAAGUAGCUAGCACUUAGCUAGCUCGGUAAUGGCUGGACGAGAUGGAGAAGGGACCUACUGUUAUCAUCAUCAGCAGCCGACCAUGAACAGCUGGAUGGAUAGCUAAAGAAAUACUUUGUCCGGAGAUGCUUUAGCCUCCUGGGUGGUGUAAUUCACUUACAUAACAGCUAGUCGCAAACCGCUCUAGCUAUCACCAACUGGCUUCUUCUGUUGGCGAGCAAAUGGGAAAUUUGCCACCAAAAAUCUGGGUUGUCUCAACAUCAUCUUAAGUGGCAAAGGCACCACUGCGUGUUUCGAGGCUGCAAAUAGACUUGCUCGAAGCGGCCGGGGUUCGUUAGGUUUGCAGUCUGUUGCCCUGCGUUAUCUGUUGGUGCAGUAAUUCAGUGCACAGGAAACAGGGGCAGCUCGUCUCUGAUUGAAGCCGCAACAAAAAAUAAAUAAAUAAAUAAAUAAAAUACUCCUCCUGUCGUUUCGACAACAUGAGGAAGUUCUUUGAUUCUCGUCGGGAGUUGGUGAGCUCUGGGCCUGGUUCUGGAGGAGGAGGUGGCAGCUCCGGGUCCAGUCAUGCAGGCGGAAAUUUCAUUGGCAGAGCCUUCACUGUCGGGCGGCACCAAGUCACUGUUGAGGAGAUCAUUGCUGAAGGCGGUUUUGCAAUCGUGUUCCUCGUGCGAACAAAUCAAGGGGUGCGUUGUGCCCUGAAGAGGAUGUAUGUCAACAAUGAACACGAUCUGCAGGUGUGCAAAUGCGAGAUUCAGAUAAUGAAAGACCUUGUCGGUCACAAGAAUAUUGUUGGGUAUCUGGACUCCAGUAUUACAGCUAUGGGAUCAAGGGAUGUAUGGGAGGUUCUCAUACUUAUGGACUACUGCAAGGGGGGGCAGGUGGUCAAUUUGAUGAAUCAGAGGCUGCAGACUGGCUUCACCGAGGCGGAGGUGCUGCAGAUCUUCUGUGACACCUGUGAUGCUGUGUCUCGUCUGCACCAGCGCAAGACACCCAUCGUCCACAGAGACCUCAAGGUGGAGAACAUCCUCCUGCAUGACAAGGGUCAUUAUGUGCUGUGUGACUUUGGCAGCGCCACUAACAAGUUCCAGAGUCCACAGACGGAAGGAGUGGCCACCGUGGAGGAAGAGAUCAAAAAAUACACCACCUUAUCAUAUCGAGCCCCUGAGAUGGUGAACCUCUACAAUAACAAGAUUAUAACCACAAAAGCAGAUAUCUGGGCGUUGGGCUGUUUGCUGUACAAGUUGUGCUUCUUCACUCUGCCCUUUGGUGAAAGCCAGGUGGCCAUCUGUGAUGGCAGUUUCACCAUUCCAGAUAACUCCCGCUACUCUUAUGAUCUUCACUGCCUCAUUCGGUACAUGCUGGAGCCGGACCCAGACAAAAGACCAGAUAUCUACCAGGUGUCCUACUUUGCUUUUAAACUGGCUCAGCGGACCUGCCCUGUUCAGAAUGUGAAGAAUUCUCAAAUUCCUUCUAAACUUCCUGAGCCAAUCAAAGCAAGUGAGGCUGCUGCAGCAAAGAAGAGCCAGACUAAGUCCAGACUGACAGAUCCAAUUCCCACCACUGAAACCUCCAUCACCCCUCGCCAGAGGCCCAAAGCAGCACAUACCCAGCCUGCGGCUGGCAUCUUACCCAUCCAGCCUGCUGCUCUCACCCCUCGCAAGCGGGCUAAUCUCCCUGGUGGUGUAGCUCAGCCUGUGGGAGUCAGCUUAGACCUCUCUCAGCCAGCUGCAGCUCUGCAGUCACAGAAGGCACAGACUGCAGUUCUGCCGUCACAAAACAAUUCAAGUCAGGCUACGGCUCCACAGAAGCAGCCGGCGCAGCCAGCAGCAGCUACAGGGGCAGAGACUACUACAGCAGCAGUCGUGUCACCAGUGACCAAGACUGACAUUCAACCGCAAGCACAGCCAAUAGUUCAGCAACAGACCACACCUCCCUCCGUGGUCGGUGCCAACUCCCAGCAGGCGCAGACUCCAUCGAGCCCGGCCCCACCUCAACGCCCAGCUCGACGCAAGCAGGCCGCCCAGGCUCAGCAGCCAGCGGCUCAGCAGCCAGCGGCUCAGCAGCCAGCGGCUCAGCAGCCAGCGGCUCAGCCUUCACCCAACAAACCGGCCCCUGGUCAGCCGCCUGCAUCUCUUCAGCAGCAGCAGCAGAUAACUCAGCCUGCAGCUGCCCAGGCUCAGCCCGCCUCCACCGAGAUCAGCCAAAGAGCAUCUGAAACGACUCCACCUGCUUCUCCAAAGACAACUGAAGAACGGGGCCACCAGCGCAUACCGAGUGAUGCCAUAGCUAGCAUCGUUUCUAGCGUCCCAGUGAGUGACUCCUCACAGCAGCCACAAGGAGCUAAUGGAGGCACUGCCUUCAACCAAUCACUUACAUCUCAACCAAGCUCCGCCCAACCUGUUCAGCUCGGUGUUGGUGUUGGUGAUGCAGGACAGGACCAAAGCAAAGAUGGAAGCACUGCUCCUGCGACUGGCGGUGACACCAGCACCCCCACACAGCCCAUGUGGAACCCGUUUGACGAUGACAACUUCUCCAACCUCACUGCAGAUGAAUUCAAAACUGAGGACAAAAAGCCUGCUGACUUACCUUCAGAAAUUGAGUCAACAUCUGACUCGGGAGUUGAGGAGUUGAUACCAGGCCUGCAGGCCUCAACUGUGGAUAAUACACCCCAAGAAACUGUUGAACAACCAUCAGCCAGUCUUGAUUUAGGAGCUUCGCUGUUGAUCGUCCCAGAUCCUUUUCAUACCCUCGAACUCUCAGACACACCAGCGAAGCUGAUUGAAGGACUCAAAUCUCCAGACACGUCUUCACUCAUGCUUCCCGACCUCUUGUCAUUGUCUGAUCCCUUCGGUGGCUCCGUGGAAGAGUCUGCAAAAGACCCUCUCACUGCAGACGACUCUCUCCUGGGCUGCUCUCUGAUCUCUGGUCCGGCUGCCCCGCCGGCAGCAAGCAGUGCCACCUCCUCUGUCUCUUCUGCUCCCACAUCCGCUGCCUCUGCUUUGGAUGAUUUCAGCCUGUUGUCUGGAGAAUCCGCACAGCCUAAAGCAGCAGACUCAUCUCUUCUGAUCUCAGACUUUGAGCCCCAGCAAGCCACUGCAGAGGCCGGCACAGAGGACGAGUUUGAUCCUAUUCCCGUCACAGGCCGAAAGAACUCCCAAGUUUCAGGAGGCCACUCUCGCAGUAACAGUGGCGGCUCUGAAUCCAGCCUGCCCAGCUUGGCCCGCUCCCUGCUGCUGGUGGACCAGCUCAUCGACUUGUAGGCGGCCCCCCUCCCUCCCCGCAGUAGAAGCUGUAACACUGGAUUAUAGACUGGCAUAGCAUAACGGCAAUCAACACUGUUGUCAUAGCUAGCUUCCUGCACCCCCCCCCCGGCUGUCAUCUCCAUUCUAGUUCCUACAGUAGAAACAGCCUUCGCCUUUCAGUGCUUCUUCAUUACCUGCCCUCUCCGCCUUAUCGAUUGCAUUAUCUGGCUUCUCUUCACCUCUCACCUCUCACCCUCUCACUCACAUUUUCUCUUUGUUGUAGUCUCCACACGUCAUGUAUCGUCCAUUCAUUAAAGAGUGGCCAGUACACUAAUGUCAUCCUUUCUAAAGACGAACCAUCUUUCUGUCAAUCAGGAUAUAAUAUUGCUAUCCCGUUUGUUUGAAGAAUCUUGCAUUAUGUCUAAUAGCAAACAAUAGAAGAUCAUUGUUGUAAUGUACAAUAGGCAUAGUUAUAAGUGGUUGUAGUUAUUAUGGUGCACAAGUGAAUUUGUCGUUGUUUGCCUUUUUAAAUUCUCCUCCCCAGAUUUAUUUGCACAUUUUAAAGUAAAUCCAUGGAAAAGUUAAAUGAGCGUUUGUUCAAAUGAGGUCAGUUUCUUUCUUCUAUAAAAGGGAAACUUUGUCAUGUAGCCUGGUUUGCACAGUAGCAUAAAUAUUACCUCUGUCAGGGCUGUUGUAUGGAAUCUGAACUAUUAACUUUUAACUAUUAAAAGCUGCUAUAGAUUAGACUGAAAAAUGACAUCAAACAAUCUGGAAACAAAACAGCCGUAACCACGCGUCCUACAGACGCCACACUAAUGCUGUGAUGGAGGGAAGAGCAGGACACUAAAAGUUUCCCCUGAUCAGACUUAACAGUGAAGUGCCAUAAAAUAAUUUGUGAAGAAAACUGCUGACUGGUGGAGCUCUAAAAGUGUAUCGGCUAAUCUCUAAAUAUAACUACAAAACACAAUAAAAUGUCCUACCAUUCGAGGGAAACGUGUUUGCCAGACAAGCUCUACUUUUCAAAGGAAGACCCGUUGUCAUCUGCUAUUAUAUUUUAUUCCCGAAGCAAGCAAUAGGUUGUUUUGGAUUUAAUUACAAAUCGGGGGUCAUUUAACAAUGUUUAUAGCAGUGUGCCAUAUCAAUAGAAAAUGCAUGAAAUCAUGAAAAUAAUUUGAAUAUUCAACAGUAAUAGGAAAUAGUAGAACUACAGUAGCUGUUAUAUAGAGAGAGACCAUUCAGGUCAUUUUUGGCACUAAGAGGAACUAAUGUGGCAUUUUAAAAGUGAUUCUCACUCACACUUUAUUUUUAUUAUUUUAAAUAUGAACACAAACAUUCAUUCCACAAUGUGCAAUCCUUCCUACAUUCCUGUCAUUUGUUUACUCUGAUUUAUGUAAAUAGAUAUCUGCAACCCCUGCGGGCUCUUAUCCAGAUCAUAGGAUUGGUUAUUCUUCCCGUGUAUAUAUAAAGUCAUUGUCAUAAAGCUUUACUUGUGGAAGACAUAUUGCUUUACUUGUGAAAUCUCAUCUAUAUAUCUAUAUAUUAUAUAUAUGUAUAGAUAUAUAUAUGAAAGAAAAAUGACAUUGUUUUCCUGUUAAUAAAUGUUAAUAUGAAUAGAGUGUUAGAGAAUGAAUGUAAGAAAUAAAUAUUAGUCUAUAAUAAAAAAAUAUCUAUGAUUCUUAACACCAUAAUCACUGAAUAAUAUUGAAGAAUACUCUAUAUAAAUAUUUCAUUCCUCUUUGUGGAAUUGUGUGUUGAGAAAGUUUUUUUUCUUGGUUAUAUCUACUCAAUUAUUGUCAGUACAUCCAAAUGUAUAGAUGCUAACCCUGGUCUUGUUCAACCUGGAGAUUAGGCUGAAUCCCAUGUCUUAUUCCACCUCCUCCUCUUCUUCCUCUGUGAAAAGAACGUGAGCCUGUGUUAUGUUUGUUUACAUGGACUGACGAAGGAUUAUAUUUUUAUUCAAAACCGUUAGCAGUUUUCUGGAAAGUGGGAGCUUCUCCUCUUGAAUCUUAGUCCUGUUUCAUUUCAUCGCUGAACUAGAAACUCUUUUCUGAACUUGUGCUUUGUAAAGCUUUGUUUUGCUUUACCAGUUUUAGUGAUCACAGGAUUCAUAUCGAAAAGCAUGGCAGUGUUGUUGAAUGUUAUGUUCAUGUGUGUUGGUAUACAGUGUUAUGACAAGUAUGUAUGUGUGUGCGUGGAGUCAGAAUUGUUGGAUGUGUUUUUCCAGUAGCCUACUUGUGUUGUUGUUUGCUGCAAAUAUGGCGACAGUCGUCAUGUUGUCAUUAAAAUCUGAAAGCACAGCCCCUCCCCCCCACCAACCCUCUAAAUUCUCUCAGGAAGUCUGAGCUCCAUCGCUCUCUCUCUGAGAGUCGGAUAUGUAUUGGCUUACUGCUCCCCAGUCUCAGUGUCUGCCGGAAGUGUGCGCUCCAUAUUACAGUUAAGACAAUUAGUCUGAUAGGUAAUGUGUGUGUGAGGGGCUCUGUGAAGUGUGAAAUGGUUUAAUCUGCCAGUCAUACAGUGAGACCGCUGUAGCAGGUCCAGGGCUUAAAAAAAAAUCUGUUCCAAUCAGCAAUAUAAAUGUUUCUGUCGGAUCAAACUAAAGUUAUUUUUCUUCCCUCGCAUGAUCAGAGCAGGAAGACGACCUCCACCUGUUUUUUUUUGUUUAUCAUUUUGUCAGGUUAGAAAGUAAUUUCAAAUAACAUUUAAAGUGCAGAAUGUCUUGUGAGAUCUACUAGGGGAAUAAUAAUUCAGAAAUAGGUUUAAAUAAUCAGGAUUUAUUGUUUGUUUUUUUAUUAUUUAAGCAUCGUGUCAUGUGGAUAAAUGCUGACAAAGCGUACACAUUUUAAUGGGUUUACACAUGAUAGUUAGAUAUAUUCCACCUACAUACAUGUAAUAUGGACUACAAAGUGUUUGAAUGAAAGUCAAAGCAGCAGAAUAAAAUAAAUCCCUUCAAAACUGAACCUUAAAAUUAAUUAUCUGAGAACAGACGUGGAGCAGAGGUAGUGACUUAUAAUUCACAUCCUCUUUGAUGAUGAAAGGUCACGGUAAUGGGGUUAAACACAUUUGUUUCUGUACUAUCCCAGUUUGAUUCAUUAACCCCCAACAUUAGUGGGAGUAUUUUGAGUAAAGUUCUUGAUUUAAAUUUUGAAUUAUCUCUUUGAAAUAAGUUAAAACUUGAAGGAGUGUCUGGUUUCAAAGGAGCGUUCUCCUAAGUGAAUACUCUCGGUACUGCAUGUGCAACUAAAGGCUUAAGUUCGUUUUUGUUUUUAAUCAUCCUCUUUAUGACCCUUCCUCUGAACAACUCAAUCAUUUGCAGUUACUGUUUGAACCUAUGCAACUCCCGAGCUUCUUCUCCCUGUAGCCGCCAAUGUGCUGUUUUAAUCGGUAAAAGCCAAGCAGGUAGUGAGAUUAGUCGUUGAUGUGAAACAGAAGCCCCUCAUUUUCUCUGUUGUUGUUUUUUUUUUUUUGCCAAAAAUGAAAGCUGUCAAUUAUCUGAUACUAUUGAGUGUUUUUGAGACAUCUCUUGUCUUUAUGGCCCAAACCUGCGUCAGAGCUGUGGUAUUGUGUGCUCCUUCUAUUUUUGUGAGAUAAUUAAAGAAUUAUAAAGGGAUGGCAAAUAAAAUACAAAUGUGAAUGUCA